This is a messenger RNA of Passer montanus (Eurasian tree sparrow), 11369 nucleotides long. It is a transcript of the gene FBXL4, whose product is annotated as F-box and leucine rich repeat protein 4. The record is from RefSeq and is a predicted model, not a curated record. The transcript is spliced from 9 exons. Gene Ontology annotation, biological process: SCF-dependent proteasomal ubiquitin-dependent protein catabolic process. NCBI's taxonomy places the organism in Eukaryota, Metazoa, Chordata, Aves, Passeriformes, Passeridae. Bases 688 to 2550 code for a protein of 620 amino acids. Gene Ontology annotation, molecular function: protein binding. Gene Ontology annotation, cellular component: SCF ubiquitin ligase complex.
GAGGCUGGCGGGGCCGGGCCGGGCUGGGCCGGGCCGGUGCUGCCGCUGUCGGGGAGGGGACGCGUCAGGCAGCGGCGGCACCGGGCAGUGCCGCCCGUCUCUGCCCGCCGCUGUCCCUAGGCCUCGGCUGCGCCCCGGGGCAGGGAACUGCCCCCCUCGGACGGGAGCUGCCCCUGCCGGUGGAGAGAACGGAGGAGUGGGAAGGGGUAGGGAUGGCAUGGAGCAGCGAGGAGGGGAGGAACAGCGCUGGGAGCAGACAAAGCGGGCAGCGCUGGGCACUGGUUGUGCUCCUCUCACCUGCGGGUCCUCCGCCGCUGCUCGGUCCCUGCGGUGUUCCACACUUCCACUGCUUCACAGCUGCCCGGUCACAACACGACAGAAGGCAGGAUAGGAGCUGAACUAGCGAUACUGUUUUAUUUUAUUUUUAGAAUUAAAAUGCUUUCUAUGGGGACUUCUGCUUCUGAUGCCAGGACUCUUUUGAAGACCUCAUUUGUUGCAUGGUUUAAAGGAAGAUGAUGUUGUUAGUGAAUUCUGAACAUCCUUCAGGAGGCUGAUGACCCUUCUGUUGUUGGUGUGUGCUGUCAUGGACAACUUCAAAUGGUAAAGCUCUUUUCCAAAACACCACAGGCAGUUAAUGAAACUUAUAAAGGACUCCUGACUUUUUGCAUCUUCCUAAAUCCUAUCUAGAUGCCACCAGUGUUUCCCAUGUUAACAGUUCUGAGCAUGUUUUACUACAUGUGCCUUCGGCGCCGAGCUAGGACAGCGACAAGAGGAGAAAUGAACAGUCGGAGGGCGAUUGAAUCAAACACCCGAGCCUUACCUAUCAACGUUGAAAUAGUUCAGUAUGCCAAAGAAGUGUUGGAUUUCAGCUCUCACUAUGGCAGUGAGAACAGCAUGUCCUAUACCAUGUGGAAUUUAGCAGGCUUUCCCAACGUGUACCCUAGUUCUGGUGACUUUACCCAGACUGCUGUCUUUCGAACUUACGGCACCUGGUGGGAUCGCUGCCCGAGCGCUCGGCUGCCUUUCAAGAGGACACCAUCCACCUUCUGUAGCCAAGACUAUGUGGAACUUGCUUUUGAGGAACCAGUUUAUCCCACUGCAGUGCACAUUCUGGAAACCUAUCAUCCUGGAGCUGUAGUCAGGAUUUUGGCAUGCUCUGCAAAUCCUUACUCACAAAAUCCACCAGCUGAAGUAAGAUGGGAAAUACUUUGGUCUGAGGCACCUACAAAGGUGAAUGGUCCUCAGGCUCGACAGUUCACACCUUGUAUCAAACAGAUAAACUUUCCCACAAACUUGAUCCGACUGGAAGUGAACAGCUCUCUUCUGGACUAUUACACUGAAUUGGAUGCAGUAGUACUACAUGGUGUGAAAGAGAGGCCUGUGCUUUCACUUAAGACUUCAAUGAUUGAUAUGAAUGAUAUAGAUGAAGAUGAGGAUGAAGAAAAAUUUGCCUGUGGAAUGGAUGCCCUUAAUAAACAGUUCAGCAUUGUUACCCUCAGGGAAUGGCCAACUAAUGGAUAUUUUGAUAAACUGCCUUAUGAGCUCAUCCAGUUGAUUUUGAGUCACCUUACAGUACCAGACCUGUGUAGACUAGCACAAACUUGUAAGCUACUGUAUCAACAUUGCUGUGACCCUCUACAGUACAUUCAUCUCAGUUUACAACCUUACUGGGCAAGGAUUAAUGACACAUCCCUGGAGUACCUACAGUCUCGCUGCACGCUCAUCCAGUGGCUGAAUUUAUCUUGGACUGGAAACAGGGGAGCCAUCUCUGUUUCUGGAUUUAGCAGAUUCCUGAAAGUCUGUGGCUCUGAACUAGUACGUCUUGAGUUGUCUUGUGGCCAUUUCCUCAAUGAAACGUGCUUGGAGGUCAUCACUGAAAUGUGUCCAAAUCUUCAGGAAUUAAAUCUCUCAUCAUGUGAUAAAAUACCACCUCAGGCUUUCAACCACAUAGCCAAAGUGGGCAGCCUAAAGCGUCUCAUUCUCUACAGAACCAAAGUGGAGCAAACAGCCCUGCUCAGUAUUUUGAACUUCUGCUCGGAGCUGCAGCACCUCAGCCUGGGCAGCUGUGUCAUGAUUGAAGACUACGACCUUAUAGCAAGCAUGAUGGGAGCAAAAUGCAAAAAGCUUCGCAGUCUGGAUUUGUGGAGAUGUAAAAACAUAACUGAAAGCGGGAUCGCGGAAUUGGCUUCGGGCUGCCAGCUUUUGGAAGAACUUGAUCUCGGGUGGUGUCCUACCCUCCAGAGCAGUACAGGCUGCUUCACAAACCUUGCGCGCAAACUCCCAAAUUUGCAGAAGCUCUUUCUUACAGCCAACAGGUCUGUGUGUGACACUGACAUCGAGGAGCUCGCUGCCAACUGCACGCACUUACGGCAGCUGGAUAUAUUGGGAACAAGGAUGGUGAGCCCUGCAUCUUUAAGAAAAUUGCUGGAGUCUUGUAAAGAUCUUUCUUUACUCGAUGUGUCCUUCUGUUCACAGAUCGAUAAUAGAGUUGUGCUGGAACUGAAUGCCAACUUCCCUAAUGUGUUCAUAAAAAAGAGUUUCACCCAGUGACUCCCUACAUAUGCUGCUGUGGAACUCGUUUGACAGAGUUGUUUUCCUGUAAAUUUCUGCUGAUUUUUUUUUAAGGAGAAUAUAAAUCUGCUAUAAAAUAGUGGAAAAUAUUAAUUAUCUACACAAAUGGGUAAAAUACAUUUAAAUGUAUUAUGCUUCUUAAAGUUGAAAUUGUACCUAAGAAUUAUUUUACUCUGUUAAUUGGUGGCACUGCAUGUUUUUAAAUACUAGCCAUAUGUCUGGCUUUAAUGAGAAGCAAAUGAAUGUCUUCUUAAAUGUCCCUUCACAGUGUGUUAUACAAUAUGUUAAUAUCCAGGUGAAAGCAGAAGUUCAAUAUUUAUCAGUAAAGAAAAUAUGGGUGCUUCCUUUUCAUAUGCUUGUGUGUGUAUGUAUAAAUGUAUACAUAUGUAUUUGUAUAUGUAUUUGUAUACAUACACAGAUAUUGUAGCAUUCUAGUUUGGCCUGCAGCAUAAGAUUUUAUGAUCUGGCCUAUAAUUAUUUGAAAACCAGUUUAAAUUGUGUAUAAGAACAGAUAGAAAAGGCACUUUGUCUUCUUCAAGUUUUGGCAAUGAAUUGUAUCUGAUACAGUUUUCUCCCUUCCUUCACCUGAAAUAGAUGUAAUGAUGUCCAGCCUAAGCAACACAACAUAAAUGCAAGAAUCUGGACCACCUGAACUUAGAGCAGAAAUGAAAGAUUAAAGUUACAGCUGCUUCUUGGUAUUGAGAUACAAUAAGCCAAGUACUUAAUGUUGUAACUGGUAACGUGUAGAAAACUCCGGGGUAGUUUCCUUUUUCAAAUUUCUGUCAAGGUCAAGACUUGAUUUGUGAUACAUCUGGUUAUUGUGCAGAGUAUCAUGAAAAGUAGAACUUAGGGUAAUGUGUUAGCAACUGUCCUUUCACUGGCAUAAAAUCUACUGUCAGGUGUAAAAACAAGCAUCUUCGUUCAGUAAAACAGCAAUGAAAAUAUAAUGGGUUUGAAACGAGGGCAAUACAAUUUGAUGAUUUUAUGAUCACCAAACCUUAAUACUGGAUUUGUUUUGUUUGGGUUUUUGUUUUGUUUCGUUUUUCCGAGAGGAGAGUAGCUCAAAGUACUUGCACUCUUUAAGACUGCUUAACCUCUGGAGAAGGAAAACUGUGUUGAUGGACAAUUUCUGGAAGUUUCUUCCUUUUGCACUUUCUUGGACGAAGCUUUUCUUUUUUUUUCCCUUGAAUACCACUGCUAGAGUAUGUUGCUGUGUACAGCUUUGGUUUAGAUUUUUACCCUUUAGCCAUUGUUGAUGCAUAUGGACCAUAAAAUAUAGGCUGUCUUUUGAUACUGAUUCUCUUAUUCUUAUAUUGAUGGCACUUAUUACCUACUGGAAUAAGAAGAAAAAUACUUUGUCUGAGAGAAGUACAGUAUUGUACUGAAGAUCAGUGACAAAGAACACUUCAGUUCAUGCAGUAAAUAACCAACUGCUACUAGAGGACUGCUGCAAAUCGUUAAAAAUCUGACAAUCUCUGUGACUCCUGAAUGACUGCUUUGAACUCUUUGUGCUGGUGCCAAUACUUUAUAAACCAUGUCAUGAAACAGCUACAGAACAUUUAUCUGAUUUUAUUGAAAGACCUAGUUCUUCAGAUUUUUAAAUUUUGCUGAAUCUCUGAGGAGUUCCAGAUCCAAAGAAGGGCAUGCACAGUUGGCUUUUUGAUUUUUUCCCUCCACACAGAUGGCACUAUGGGAUUUCCAACUAGUUUAUGCCAUUCCAUUUUUUUCUUCUUUAGAAAUCUGGGCAUUGUCAGAGAACUUUAGAUUGAUUUACUUUUUUUUCCAUACUGAAAGAUGUCAGCUUUGGUAUGAUUCUCUGUGAGACCUCAAUUCUUUCAAUCAUGUUUGGCUUCAUUUGUUUUUCUGUGAAAUUUUACCUUUUUUUAGUCUAUAUUUUUCAUUGUAAUUAUUAAACAUUAUUAUUAUUCUAGUUACAUGAGAAAACAGGUACAGAUAAUGGGAGUUUACAAAGAACAGAGUUAAAAAAUAUAUUUGUUAUAAAAUUUCACUUCUCAGGGGUUGUUCUGUGUUUAUCUCCUUUUUUUUGUAUAGAGAUUUGUUUUGUUUGUUUUUCACUGUAAAUAGAAUGCGAUGUGGAUGAAGUGAUAGCCAUUGUGCCUUCAAACUGGUAAACUUGGUAGAUAAUAGAGUUUUUCUCAUCAGUGAAUCAAAGAAGUGUUUUUGUAAUCACAUACGUGUAAAGAAUUUCAUUCUCUUGCUUUUUAGGUAGCAUAAAGAAGGUUUAAAUUGAAAUUUUUUUCAUACUGGAGGAUUUUUUUUCUUAUGUUGCAUCUUCUGUUUGAAAAUGUUUUUUCAGGAAUUCUCUAUUGUCACUUGGAAGAUAAAUUGAAGUUGACUUUUUAUUUGGAUUGUUUAAAAUUUGGCUAUUACCAACAUAUAAUUAAUUCAAAGAGCAGAGAAGCAAUUGGGAGUGACUUCCAUCUAUAGUUGUACACUUCAACCUUCAGUCAGACAGUAAGAAGCUCUUUUAGCUAUGGCCUUAUAAGUCCAAGAAGUCUUCCAGCAAAACAAAGUUAGACCAGACUUGACAUUUGUAAUACGUGUAGAUUAAAGAAAACAACUUGCUUUUAGACCUUCCUCAUAUGUCACAAAGAAGCAAGAAUAGGUCACUGUCUCUUUAGUUCUGCUGUCUUAUACUUAAGUGUGUCUAUUUAUUUAUAUAUAUGUAUGCAUAAAUUAUAUAUACACACACUCAUGUUUGUGUGUCUGUAUGAAUUCUUUUGGAUGUGUGUACAUACAUAAACAUAUAUCUAUAAAUCUCAACGUUUUUCAUGUAGGAAUUACUUUUGUAAAGUGAGUGUAAUAGAAAAAAUGUGUCUCAUAGCAGUUCUGCUUUCAACUAUUGCUUUACUCUACCUGGAGACUGAGUUCAUCUCCACCCAUGCAGCAGGAAAAGCCUGGACAGAUGUGCUGAAUUUCCAGUGUUGCUUUGCCAAAGUGCCUUUUGGUUUGUCUGCUCGUGAAAGGUGUUACAGGGUGUGAAGUGUGAAUGCAAAGUCUGAUAACUGCUGUGGACUGUCUCCUUGCAAAGCAGUCAUAUAGAGGGAAACUUAUAUUCUAGUUUCAUUUAAUCCAAAGUGAAUUAUGUCAGUUCCUCCACUGGAGGAAUUUAAUUACUCUUGAAUUGGGUCUCAUCUCCAUCACUAGACUGUCCCUCAGUCAUGUUAUCUAAAUUCUGCUGUUAAGGAUAUUCUUUUUUUUUAAUCCUGUUGUUUGAUUAUUUGUCUUUCUGAAGCUUUGUAAAAGAUAUGCUUUGGCAACAAAUGUUAAAAAAAAUGGCUAACAUGUCCCAAAAAAGGGGUUUACUCUGAACUGCUCCUGUUUUUAAACUAAAGGGGAUCUUCCAUACCCUCUGUAUGAAAUUGAUGUGGGAUGGCCUGUAGGUAAUGAUGUAAUUCCUUGGGUAAUUUAAAAAACUAGUCUGAUAACUGUACCAUUUAAAGCAUCUUCUUAACUCUUCAGGGCUUUAAUUCAGUAGUGUACUUAGUUGUAUUCAUAAUUUUGAGCUAUCUGGCUGCAUAGCUCUAUGAAAUGUGUGGGGCUUCUGUUCUUUAAAUUAUACACCUGAUUAAGUCCAGUAGUGAGCAUGACUCAUAUAGAACAGUUUUUCGUGGGAGUUUGGACCUUGUAAUCCCCCAUGUACUUGGAGGUCCCAAGUUUCAGACAAAAAACCACAAGUGAACAAACAACAAAACGUACUAAAACUUUUGUAUUUCUGUAGAGCUCUUAUGCUAAGUUUUCCAGAUAUAAGAUGUCUAGUAAUCAUGGUACACAGUGAGUAGAAUUCAUCUCACUGAAUGUUAGUUCUCUGAAAGUUAGACAUCUACUUCAAGGAAGGAAUCUGGGCACCUCUAGAGAGUUAUUAAUCUCCUAAGGCAGACAUUUCAGGAAAGUGGAAUGAAUCAUGUUCUAGGGAGCCUCUCUGGAGACUGUGGAAGCUGUGAUUUAGCUCAGGUUAGAUACUAAACUGAGAUUAAUUCCAUCCAGUGCUGUACUACCUGUCCUGAAAAACAAGACUGAAACAACAUCCAUCCUUAAACCAUCAAACCCUCCAAAUCAAAUUCCAUCCAGACCAUCCAGAGAGAAGCAAACAAACAAAAAAAAAAAAAAGAAAUGCUGAGGAGGAAACCUUGAGGAGUUUUCUUAAUGCCAGGAUCUGCUUCUGUCCCUUGCUAAUACCUGUGAUAUAUAAUUCAUUUUAUUUUGUUUGUUUGGGUUUGGUUUUUUUUGGAAAUGCAUCCUCUUUCCCUGUUCCAAAAUCUCAUGUACAUAACUGGCUGUAUGUAUAGUUCUGUAAAUGUGUGAACAGACAAACAUAAUUAAUGUAUUGCCACUAUUUUGAUAAUCUUUCAUAUUGCUAUAAUUAAGACUGAGUAGUUUAACUGCUCUGCUGUCAUCAGAAAUGUCACCCACUGUGCAUUUGCAAAAAUUGUGUGCCGAGUUCUGGUUCUUACUGUGUGUACUUAUUGCAUCUUAUGGGAUAUAUUUCCCAUGUCACAUCAGCAGGACUGCUAAAUUUACAAAAACUAAAUAAAAUGUAGCAUUUUAUUAUGAGGACUAUGGAGGCGACUUUAUAUGUAUGAUUUACAUAUUAAUUAUUGCUCUUUAACAGUGAUUCUGUAAGUUGUAGCUUUGGAAAUGACUAUACUAGAAAUCCCUGGUUUAAUGCAUCUGCACAUGCUGUGUCAGAUGCAGUCAGUUUUUUUCCCAGAUGAAGACAUUAGUCCUUCACUGAGUUGAUGGUUUCUGUGAUUUUUAGAUAUCUGGCUUGAUAAUGAAGUGCAAGAAGAUGCUCUUUAAUAAAUGUUACCAGCACAGGACAAGCUGUAGUAACUGACAUUGGGAAGGGCUGAGAAAUGAGUGUUGGAUGUUACAGAUCCUCAGGAGCUUCAGAGAAAUGCAUCAACAGGAAGAGUCUCAUUAAGAAGAUUCAGCCUCUGUAAUAGGAGGCAGUGGUGAGAUUUUCCUUUUCAGCUAAUGGACUAAAUACUUUUGUUUGAGUUACAUAGCUCUGAUUUCUCCAUGUCUUGUUUUCACUUAAGGAUGGUAAAUGGUGCAUCUAGGACACACAUCCUAAACUGAAGGGAGUUUUGAGGAAUGAAGUUUUUCUGUUGCAUGUUUUGUUCACCUUUUCUAAAAAUAAAAGAAUAAAAAUACCCUCAGCUAUUUGAAAACUCAUUUUCCUUAGAUUCUGAAGAAAUGUAAAGGUCAAGAAGGUUGAGGAAAGAAAAAAAGAGGACUUACUCAGAUUUAUCUGGAAGCUCAUGGAAGGGUAGCCAGAGCUAUUUGUAGAUGUGAGGAAAGUAAGUGCCUUGCUCUAGAUCAGCUCUUACCUUUCCCAGGAACCUAGCUUUCCACAUAGAAUCACUUGCUCAUACUUCUCAAUCAAGAUUUACCAUUUAGAUGCUCUUAAUAUUGACCUUUCAUGUGCAUGUUAAGUAAGUCAGAAUGUAUCUUUUUUUCAUUUUUAUCAACUACAUAAAAAUAUUUUUUCUUUGCCUACCACUGUGAAAUCAUGUUUUUUGUUAUUUAAUGCAACUAUUUCAUGCAUGUACACACAGGCACAUGUAGGACUUAAUUGCUCAGAUAUUUUGCAGCUGGUCCUGUUCUGAGGACAAGCUGCAGUUUGGGGAUAAAAAUUAUAGUCUCUGGAGAAGGUUCAAGGGAAAUCUGAUCAAUGUAUUGGAAUGAAGAAGAGGGAGCCAGAUUCUUCUCAGUGAUGCCGAUGAACAGGACAAGAGGCAGUGUGCACAAACUGAAACACACAAGAUGACACAUUCUAUGGCACAGGUUGCCUAGAGAGCUUGGGGAGUCUCCAUCCUUGGAGAUCCUCAUCAUCCUGGGCACUGACUGGAUGGCCCUACUUGAGCUGGUGACCUCCAGAGGUCCCUUUCCAGCUUCAUUUGUUCUUUGUUCUAUCAUCCGAGAUACCCCUGUGGUUGGUUUCUUUGCUUCAUUGUACUGAUUGCUGAGCAAGGUAGGGAGAGGUGAAAACGAAAAAUACCUGGCAUAAGGAACUUGUCAUGUUGAGAACAGACACAAGAAUCUUGUACAUUUCCUUUUUUUGUUAUUUUAGGACAAGUAACAUCUCUCAGAGAUGGGUUCCCUUUUAUCAGACCUUGGUCUCUCUAGAUUUUUCUUUAGGAUGGUGCCACAGAUUUUUGCAUAUACCCACUGUUCUGAAACAAACAGAAAAAAUAGCUGGCUUGGUUAGAAUUUGGAAACUAAUGGCUAGUCUAUGUUUGAAGUUAUUUUGGAAUAGUUACUAAAAGUACAUUAAAGUAACCAGGAAUUGAUGUGUUCACAGGGAGACUUUUCACUUUCUGAUUUAACUUUGGCAUUCAGACAAUUACAGGUGCCCUUCAGCUGUCACGGAGAAAUCUGUGUGAUGGUGAUCUUUCUGGAUUUUGUUAAUUAACAUAAAGCCACUGCACCUCUUCAGCAUCUUGUGGCAUUUUGCAUUCCUGUCCUUGCCAGGCAGAUGGUGGAGUUGAGGGUUGUGGAGAUUGGCCUAGCUCUGGAAGUGAGGUGUGUGAAUUGCCUGGGGAAAUUUCCUGGUUGUAUUUAUUCAUAUGUGCAGAUGAGAAGGAAGGGCAUCUCCAGACUUUCACAUUUAAAUACCUAAAUCCAGCACCUGGAUUCAUUUAAACAUAAUAGGUCUCUCUCCCUGCCCCCGUCACAUAACCAGCAACAAAAUACUUGCAUUGUAUUUAUGAUUUAAUAGUACGCUCCAUUUUCUGCCACAAUAGGAGUUUGAGUAAUGUAACAAGAAGCUCCUGUUGCACUACCUUUUAAAGAAACUAAUUUCUGUAAAGGUGGGAGAGCAGCAAUAGAGGGAAUAGUUCCAAACACUAUCUGUAAAUACCUGUGCUGUGCAUGCUAUGCCUGUAAGCACCAGAAGCAAGUUAUGCCUUUUUGUAAUAACAAGUUGAGAAGGACAAAAGGGAUAAUUGCCUCUAAGCACAUUUUCUGUAGCUGGAGGAUAUUUAUAUCAUUGAAUUUUAAAUAUCUCGAGUAGAUACUAAAGUUAGGACACUAUUCUCCUAGGGUCCUGUCACUGAGUAGAUAGGUUCUUCUAUAGGGUAAUUCAGAUCAGAUUAGUCUUCAGUUGAGGUCUUGAAUUAACCUUUGGAGAAGCAAAGGUCUGUGUAGACCCAAUAAAAUUUCUGUUGGAAGGUAGCAUGAGAGAGUAAGAGGUUGCUUACCCGUUGGUGCUCUGUAUUAGUCCUCUAGCUUGAUGUGCUUCCACCAAAGGCCACCACUUGCUUUGCUCUGUCUGCUUGCUUUGAACUGGAUUUGAUUGUUCCCUACAAAAUAUCAGUUAAAACUAGAAAACUGCUUGUUUUAUAGUAGUUGUCCUUUUGGUUGUUUGGGUUUUUUUACCCUCCUAAUUUGGCUAUUAAAGCAAGCAGAAGGAAGGGGGCAUUUAGCUUCAAUUAAAAGAAUAACAAGCAGCAGGUGGGAGCAUGUUGGUUGUGCAAAUGCUUUAAUUCAAAUUAGCAUAAAUGAGGAUAGCCACUCUUGAUUGUGAUCCAAAGCUUCUUAAUUUUUACAUAGUUCAUCUCAGUACUGUGCCACAAAAAUGUCCAAAGUGAAGUUGUUUAUUUGCACCUCAUGAUGGUGGCUCAAGCCCUAAAGUAUAAAAUGCUACUGUGAACAUAUGAGAACAUUCAGGUCCUAACUGACUUCAAUAAAUUACCCGAAAAAGAUCCUUCCUUCCAAACAGACAUUGGAAGUUAGAUUAGAGAGGUAAUAAGAGCAUAUUUAAAGUAUGGUGAAGGCAGUGGUUAGCAAAUCUAAGCUGGAGGGAGGGGCAACAGUUCUCAGAUGUGUUUUUCAGGACUUUUUUCCUGAUCUUAAGCUGCAUUGGCCUGUGAAGCUAACAUCCACCCCUUUGCAGUCCUAAAUAUAGUCAGUGUUCCAGGAGCUCUUUCUGUAUGUGCAGUCUUAGAUCCCAAAUCUGUUUUCUGUGUUCCUAUUCAGUAAUUAGCUUAUCCACUUUUUAGUUUUGUCUUCCUCUUAGUAUACUAAGCAGUGUUUCUCUUAGCAUCUAUAUUUAUUUUUAAUAUUCCCUCUCUGAGAUUCAUGUUUUUUUUAUAUACUUAGGCAAGUACUCGAUUACAUUUCAAAAUAAGGUUUUUUUGAUCUGUGUUCUGCCUGACCGAGAGUAAGUGGAAGAUGUUAUUGGUGUAUUCCUUUUUUUCAGAUUUGGCUACUGUAUCUUUCUUUCUGUGUGUAAACCCAAAGGUUUUACAUGUGUCUGCAUUUGCAGACACAGCUCUGGCAUGGAUCCCUGGCUCCUCCUCAUUUGACUGAUGCUUUUGGGGUAUGAAGUAUGGGUUGACUUGAAUACACACAUACACACAAAACAGAGAUGUUAGCCCUGUAUUCAUGAAGGAUUUCAUUUAUUACGGAGAAAUCAUCUAAUGCCUUAUAUAGCUAAUUCAAAGAAAAAUCUUCUUAUCUUUAAAAGUUAAUCAAUGAUUUCUAUUUAGGAAAUUAAGCCUAUUUUCUUCUGCUGUGUUGGAUCAUUUAAAAUAUCAUAAUACUCUGUUGUGCAGUUUACUCAAUUACUGCCAGUAUAAAGAAGUUGAAAUUAAUGUUCUCCCUGAGUUGUUAGUGUCUGCUAAUUUAAAGAUGACAGAAAUGUGUUAAAAUAUAUUCAACCUAUAAUAUUUAUCUUGCUUUGCACUUAAUUUGUUUCUCUUUGACUGUCUUGCAAAAUGCCAAGUGUGCAUAAAAUAAUGAAUAAAUAAAAAAUAAAUUAUUUGUCUACA